AAUAGGGUUCAAUCGGGCUUAUCUUGCGAAAACUCUCCUCGCAAGAGGAAGGCCUGAGGGAACGCCAGUUGGUUUGUCACAACAAUGGUCAAGCACGCUUCCACAUCGGAGGCCUUCUGUCCAGGCGAUGCCGAGGGAGCCAUUUGUCGAUUGGAAGAGUGCAUCCGCGGGAACUAUUGCAAGGGUACGGCCGGUUGGGGCGUCGUGCGUGAGACGGCGCACGAGGUGGCGGUGGCGGAGGCAGACAGACCGGUUUCUCACGACACGGACCUGAUCGAGGUCGCUUUCCGCGCGGUCCUGGCUGGCAUCGUCCAGGAGGCAUUGGGAAAGGGGGAGGACGUGUUGGACGAGGAGAAAUUUGGACUGCGGGCUUUGUUGGACCUUGCCCUCGACUUGGCUCAGGCCGGCAGGGAGGAGCAGGGGCCCGGCCUGGGUCUCCGCAGCGUCUUCUUCCUGUUAGAGGACAUCUUCGAACUCUUGGGGGUGGAACAGAUACAGAACUUUUGGCCAGAGGUGGAGAAAAGGGAGAGCGCCCUGUUCGGGCUCUUCAAAACAGCCCGGAAGAGCAAUUUGACCAUGCUAAAACUCUGCAACUCCCUGCUGCGGAAGUUAUCCAAAGGCCACAACACGGCCAUCUGCGGGCGGAUCAUGAUGUAUUUGUCGCGAAAUUGGGAGCUCAGCGAUCCCUCUGCGAUCAAUAAGGGGGGAAUGGCGAAUUUGAGCAACAAGACAGCUUUUGAGGAGCCGGAGGACUUUGCCCGGCAGCAGGCUCGAG
This is a messenger RNA of Nannochloropsis gaditana CCMP526, 775 nucleotides long. RefSeq names its product THO complex subunit 1 (gene THOC1). The annotation marks the transcript as partial. Gene Ontology annotation, cellular component: THO complex part of transcription export complex. The transcript has a single exon. Gene Ontology annotation, biological process: regulation of DNA-templated transcription elongation; mRNA export from nucleus. The record is from RefSeq and is a predicted model, not a curated record.